Messenger RNA from Copidosoma floridanum, 294 nucleotides. RefSeq names its product extensin-like. The record is from RefSeq and is a predicted model, not a curated record. NCBI's taxonomy places the organism in Eukaryota, Metazoa, Arthropoda, Insecta, Hymenoptera, Encyrtidae.
AUGAGUCAACCUGGUUGGGCCGUCCCGGACCCCUACAUGAAUCAUCCACCACAGUAUCAACCUCAGCCAAUGUAUCCACCACAGCCACCUCAACAAAUGCAGUAUCCGCCUCAACAGAUGUACGCACCACCACCGCCAGUUUAUACACAACAACCUGUCGUCGUUCACACGACUGAAUAUGUUCAACAUGCGCCUCCACCCGCACAACAGAACAGCGACUUCGAUUGUUGCAAAAUUUGCUUCUACUCGUGCCUGGCGUACUGCUGUUGCAAAAUGUGUUGUGAUUGCGAUUAA